Molecule: messenger RNA, 1020 nt
Organism: Schistocerca serialis cubense
Lineage: Eukaryota; Metazoa; Arthropoda; Insecta; Orthoptera; Acrididae
Exons: 6
Coding region: 1-1020 (339 amino acids)
Biological process (GO): protein dephosphorylation
Cellular component (GO): cytosol
Molecular function (GO): protein tyrosine/serine/threonine phosphatase activity
Source: RefSeq, a predicted model, not a curated record
AUGGGGAACGGCAUGAACAAAGUGCUGCCCGGGCUGUACGUGGGGAACUACCGGGACUCCAAGGACGCGGCGCAGCUCGAGCGCUUCCAGAUCACCCACAUCGUCGCCAUCCACGACGCCGCACGCAAGCUGCACUCGGACAAGCACUACCUGUGCGUGAUGGCGUCGGACACGCCGGACCAGAACCUGACGCAGUACUUCUCGCUGUGCAACGACUUCAUCCACGCGGCCAGGCUGCGCGGUGGCAACGUCCUCAUCCACUGCCUGGCCGGCAUGUCGCGGUCUGUGACGGUGGCCGUAGCGUACAUCAUGAGCGUGACGUCACUCUCCUGGAAGGAGGCGCUCAAGGUGGUGCGUGUCGGGCGCGCCGUCGCCAACCCCAACUUCGGCUUCCAGCACCAGCUGCAGGAGUUCGAGUCCUACCGGCUGGCCGAGGAGCGCCGCCGGCUGAAGGAGCGCUUUCCCAGCCUGGCGCUGGUGGCGCAGGACGAGCAGCAGUGCCGGGCCAUGCUGCGCUCCUACCAGUCGCUGGUGCUCUCCAGGGACAUCUGCGAGGGCGACUGCCCGCGCGGAACCGUCUGUCCCACCGGCCUCUGCAACACGCCCACCAAGAGGAGCGUGCUGCGGCGGAAGUCGGCAGGCCCGGGCCCGGUGAGCGGGUCGCGCGGGCCCACGCCGCCGCCCUCGCCGCGCAUGCUGCCGCCCACGCCGGCCGCCGUCACGCGCAGCACGUCUUCGCUGUCUGGCUGCGGCCGGCGGCCGCGCUCCGGCCCGGCCGGCCUGCACUCGUACACGUCGGCGCCCGCGUCGCGCGCCGGCUCGCGCCUCGACAUCUCGGCCAUGGGCGGCACCGUCGUGCUGUCGGCGCCCGCCUCGCCGCACCACUGGCCUCGCCGCUCGUCGCCGCCGUCGCCCGUAGCCAGCCACGCGUCUCCGCCGCCGACGCCGACGCCCGCCCUGCCCGCCGCGGCCACCGCCGCCUCCGCCGCUGCCGCCGCCGUGCACAGUAGGACUGCGUAG